Epinephelus moara (kelp grouper) is the source of this 1085-nucleotide messenger RNA. Its product is annotated as zinc-binding protein A33-like. Lineage: Eukaryota; Metazoa; Chordata; Actinopteri; Perciformes; Serranidae. The record is from RefSeq and is a predicted model, not a curated record. Gene Ontology annotation, molecular function: protein binding. Bases 1 to 708 code for a protein of 235 amino acids. The transcript has 3 exons.
AUGAAGGAGAAAGUGCCAUUCCUCAGCAGUUAUAAAGCCACUCAGAGCAGAGCCAGAGUCCAGUGCUCACUGUCAGAUCCACAGCUGGUCUCAGGAGCGCUGAUAGAUGUGGCCAAACACCUGGGCAACCUGUCCUUCAGAGUCUGGGAGAAGAUGAAGGACAAGGUCCACUUCAGUCCUGUCAUUCUGGACCCAAACACUGCAUACUGUUGGCUCUAUCUGUCUGAUGAUCUGACCAGUGUGAGACAGGGAGACACAAAGCAGCAGCUUCCUGACAAUCCAGAGAGACACACUAAGUACCCCACUGUUCUGGGCUCUGAGGGCUUCAGCUCAGGGAAACACAGCUGGGAGGUGGAGGUGGGAGACCAUCCUGUCUGGGAUGUUGGUUUGGCCAAAGAGUCAGUUGACAGGAAGGGAAAGAGAUUUGCUUCACCAGAAUAUGGAAUCUGGUGUUUAAGACUUGACAGAGGAAAAUACACUAAUGGUCUCGGUAAGACUGUCACAGUGAAGAAGAGUCUCCAGAGGAUCAGAGUCCAGCUGGACUAUGACAGGGGGGAGGUGUCCUUCUACGACCCUGAAGACAUGACUCACAUCUUCACUCACAGAGACACUUUCACUGAGAAACUCUUCCCAUAUUUCUGUGUUGUAAAUGCUGGUGAUGCUAAAACUGCUGAUAUCAAAAUGUGUCAAAGUGAGAUUUCUCUGUGAUGUUCAGACAUGUUGGUGUUAGUGAAGACUUUACUCUGACUUCACUGUUUGUCCAGAUCUCACUGAAAUAAUCAAGACAAUCAACAGUUAAAGCAGAAAAAGAUUCAUGUGCUCAAUACUCAAACUGCAUUACAUCAUCAGGUUAUAAACUCUCAUACAGGUACAGAUCAAUUUAUUAACCUGGUUAUCAUCAUCUUGUGUUUAAUCAGAUCAUAAUAUAACAAACACUGUAUCCACUUCACCAGAUUUGUUGUUGAGGGUUAGAGAAUUAAGAUUUUCACUGUAGAUUUGUUUCUUUAAACACGUUGAGUCAGUCAGCAGGACUGUAUAAUGCUGACACAGUGUAUGAAGGGUGCAGAGAUGGAGAAGAAUUUCCA